Vanessa atalanta (red admiral) is the source of this 844-nucleotide messenger RNA. RefSeq names its product rab-like protein 3. NCBI's taxonomy places the organism in Eukaryota, Metazoa, Arthropoda, Insecta, Lepidoptera, Nymphalidae. The record is from RefSeq and is a predicted model, not a curated record. Gene Ontology annotation, molecular function: GTPase activity; GTP binding. The transcript has 6 exons. Gene Ontology annotation, cellular component: endomembrane system. Gene Ontology annotation, biological process: intracellular protein transport. Bases 88 to 825 code for a protein of 245 amino acids.
GGUUGGCAACGCGUGUCGGCAAAGAAAUGUCAUAAUAAUUUAAGCAAUCCAAAUACAGUAGAUUGUUGUUAAAGUAUUUACCUGGGAAUGGCUGCAAUUGAGAAAGUGAAGGUCGUCGUCCUUGGGGACUCUGGCGUCGGAAAAACAUCUUUAACGUACCUAAUUGCCCACAAUAAGCCACUGCUUUCACCGGGGUGGACAGUGGGCUGUUCAGUUGAGGUGAAAUUGCAUAGAUACAAAGAAGGUACACAGGCCCAGAAUACAUUUUUUGUGGAACUAUGGGAUGUUGGGGGUUCAAAUAAUCACAGGAAUACUAGGAACGUUUUCUAUCAACCAACACAUGGAAUUAUUUUGGUGCAUGAUUUGACAAAUAGAAAAAGUCAAAUAAACCUCCAGAAGUGGCUGUCUGAAAUUUUAAAUCAAGAUAGUACAAAUCCGAAUUACCAACACGUAGAUGUGGAUCCAGAGCAGUUCCUCGGAUCUACUCAAAUUCCAAUUCUUGUGAUCGGCACGAAAUAUGACUUAGCCGAAGAGAAGCAAAGGAAAAAUCAAUAUCGAAGAUUAGCGAGUAGUAUAGCAGAACAAUGCGGGGCCGACGAAAUAUUUGUGAAUUGUUAUCAAGCACGAUCUCUCGCACCCGGUACAACCAACUCGGUGAAAUUGACGCGAUUCUUUGAUAAAGUGAUCGAGCGGCGCUACUACUCGCGCGCGGGCUCCCUCGCGGACAAGCGGCGGCCCAUGCCGCACGUGCUGGCGGGCGCGUCGCCCGCGGCCGGCGCGCGCCCGCCGCAGUACCUCAGCCCGCGGUUCUACCACAUGGACUGAGUCGGCGUGGCCUCGGGCC